GAGCAGCAGCGUCGCAGCUUUCCUUAAGGCAUUGAUAAGACUCUUCUUCGACGUAGCCUUUUUCUGGCACAUGCGAUUAUGGGCGUGGUGGACUCGUAAAAGUCAAAAGGACAUUCAGCUGGAGUGUCUGAACACUGCUCGUUACUAUGAAGAGUGGGAAGCCGCAGCUUUCGCCUUGGACGAGCUCUACGGCAAUGACCUCUGGUUCGAGCUUUCCUCGCGCNGACAGAAUCCCUCUUCUAAACACUAUGACUAUCGCCUCAUCCACUCAAGGCUUCAGUACAUACUAGAGGCUCGCGAAGAUGAAGAUAUCCUCAGUCUAGUGAAUCUCCUGCGUUCUGGACUGGUCCGCAACCUAGGAAAUAUCACAGCACCUCGUCUGUUCAAUCGAGCUUAUGCUGGUACUAAGCUCCUGAUUGAAGACUACAUUACCCAGGUCGCACUCGCUGUCGAAUAUGUCACGGCCUAUCCUACGUCGCCGAUGUAUGACACCAGUCUGACCAACCAGGCCAAGCUCGAUCUUCUUCAUGAUACUCGACAAGCGUUUGGACGCAGUGUACUUGUUCUUCAAGGAGGUUCAAUCUUUGGACUAUGUCAUAUCGGUGUGGUAAAAGCCUUGCAUCUUCGAGGUCUACUGCCACGCAUCAUAUCUGGGACGGCGACCGGUGCUCUUAUGGCCGCUCUUGUCGGUGUACACAAUGAAGACGAACUGCUCAAAUUCUUGAGUGGCGAGGGUAUUGAUCUUACUGCUUUUGCUACACGUUCAGCUCAGAUGGCCAAGAAUGGAAACAGCGGUUUGAUACAGCACGGUUGGUUCUCGACAUGGUUCAGACGUGUCAAGCGCUUCGUCACCGAGGGGUAUCUGCUGGACGCUCAAGUGCUAGAAGAAUGUGUUCGCGCCAACGUCGGUGACUUGACCUUCAUGGAAGCUUAUCAACGAACUAAGCGUGUGCUGAACAUCACUGUGGCUCCGAUGGGUAACGGCAUGCCAAAUCUACUUAAUUAUUUGACAGCCCCAAAUGUGCUCAUCUGGUCUGCAGCUCUAGCAUCUAACGCGUCUGAUGUCCUCUACUCUCCGGUAACCAUGAAAUGCAAAGACGAGUCUGGCAACAUCGUUCCUUGGGCAUCCACUCACCCGACCAACCUACGCCCCUCGACACCACUUGGCUACGCCCCCGAGCGUGACUCUCCCCUCACCCGCAUCGCCGAACUUUUCAACGUAAAUCACUUCAUCGUCUCCCAAGCUCGUCCUUAUAUUGCACCUUUCCUUCGCAGUGACCUUCACAGUCCCAAACCUGGUUACAAGGGCAGAUCGUCCCUGACGACCAGUCUAAUGAAAGUCAUGGUCAUGGAAGUUCAACAUCGAUUGCAUCAACUAGACUCUCUGGGCUAUCUACCAGUACAUAUCCGCCGCUUCUUGCUGGACGAGAACAUUCCCGGUGCUUCUUUGACUCUGGUCCCCGAAGUAAACUUUACCGACUUCUUGAAACUGCUCGAGAACCCCACAAGGCAGAGUGUAGAGUACUGGAUCUUGAAAGGAGAAAAAAUGGUCUGGCCAGCUGUCGAUGCAUUGAAGGUCAGAUGUGCAGUCGAGGUAGAGUUGGAUCGAGGUUAUCAGAUUGUGAGAAGGAGGAAACCAUUUGACGCGAGUCCCAUAGCGUCGGCACAUGGAACUGUCAGGCUGGACAAAAAGGGCAUCAAGAAGAAAAGUUCGAACUCUGCGCUCGAG
Molecule: messenger RNA, 1729 nt
Organism: Aureobasidium uvarum
Lineage: Eukaryota; Fungi; Ascomycota; Dothideomycetes; Dothideales; Saccotheciaceae
Source: the annotation of a GenBank genome assembly